AUGAUUGAAAUUGUUGACAUUGAUAAUCAUGAUGAUGGUGGUGGUGGUGGGAACAUUCAAAAUAUUGCAGUUGACAAUAGUGGUGGUGGUUUUUUGGCAGUAACAUUAGAUAAUGCUGAACUUGAUAAUGACAAUGAUGCUGAUGAUGUGUGGGACACUGAUGCUAAAGAAGUUGAUGAUGAUGAUGAUUGUUGUUUUUGUGUUCUUUUGCCUUUUUCUUGUGAUUCUUUCUUUUCCUUUAUUCUCCAAAAUCAAUGUUUCCUUUCCUUUUCUUCUUUCUUUUUCAUUAAGUUCUAUGUCUUUUUUUUCAGCCAAUUAUCCUCUCUUUUGUCUUUCAUUUAUUUUUUUCAUUUACUUUCAUUCAAGUCAUUUUUCAGUUUUUCUUUUUCUUUUCUCUCUAAUUUCUUUCAUUCUUGCUCAUUCAAUUCUUUUUUUCAUUCCUUCUCUCCCUUCUUUCUUUUUGUUGUUUCAUUUACUUUAUCCUUUCACACUCAUUUUCCUUUCCUUUUUACUUUUUCUCUAUUUGCUAGAAUAUUCUUCUUUCUUUCUUUCUUUCUUUCUUUCUUCAGUUUGUUCCAUCUUUCUUUUAAUCUUUUAGUACUUCCAUUCUUUCAUUCUUUUUCAAUUUUUUCUGGAUUUUUUCUUGUUUUCUUUUUAUUUUAUCCUUUCUUUCUUUCUUUCUUUCUUUCUUUCUAUUCAGUCUAUUCUUCAUUUUUCUUUCUUUUCAUUCAUUUCUUUCCUUCCCCUUCCUCAGUCCUUCCUUUCUUACACAUUACUUAUUUUCUAAAAUCUCUCUUUCUUUUUCUCCUUCUUUUUUUUACUGUCUCUUCUCUCUCUGUUUGUUUGUUUCUUUCUUUCUCAAUUUUGAUAUUCUUUCUCCUCUUUUACUCAGUCUCCUCUUUCUUUCUUUUCAUCCAGUCUCUUCCUUCUUUUCUUUCUUUCUGUCCCAUUCACAUCUUUCCUUCACCCCACAUUAGUUCUUUCUUUCUUUCUCACUCUUUCCCUAUUUCUCAAACUUCUCUCUAUCCAUCCUGCCUAGCAACACAUGAAUCCCUGCCAUGCCCUAAUCACUUCCCUCUCAUUCUCAGCUCCCAGUGA
This is a messenger RNA of Acanthosepion pharaonis, 1098 nucleotides long. The record is from the annotation of a GenBank genome assembly. NCBI's taxonomy places the organism in Eukaryota, Metazoa, Mollusca, Cephalopoda, Sepiida, Sepiidae.